Messenger RNA from Brassica rapa (field mustard), 4283 nucleotides. RefSeq names its product probable sugar phosphate/phosphate translocator At2g25520. Lineage: Eukaryota; Viridiplantae; Streptophyta; Magnoliopsida; Brassicales; Brassicaceae. The record is from RefSeq and is a predicted model, not a curated record.
UUUAAAAAUUUAGUAGUAUUUUGUUAGAUUUUUCUCAACAGAUUUUGUUAUAACUGAAAAUAAAAUUCAAAUCUAUAGUUAAAAUUAAUUUAUUAUUAAUAUUCCUAUUAAUUAUUAUGUCAUAUUAUGUGAUUAAUGAAAUGGUCUUAGUAGACUUCUAAAUAGUAGAUAAAAAUGGUACUUCUCUUUUAAUAGAGAAGAUUGAAGUAUUUUGCAUAUUGUUUUAUCAUGCGGAUAUCGACCUAGUAGUAUCUUGAAUUUUUUACUCUCUAAGACACUUUAUGUCUUAUGUAUUACUCAAUAAGACACUUCCUGCUUGCCACACACAUUAUGGCUGCUUAAAGUCUUUCAUGCCCUCAUAUUUGACCAGACUACACAAAGACCAACCAGAGAAAACUAACUAUGGUUCUUUUAUUUUAAACAAAAAUCAUUUAUUAAUGAAAAGCAUAAGUUUCUCUCUCCAUACCCAAUUUCAAAACGCAUAUCCAUUUUCUCUUUCCCAAAUUCUGAGUCUUGAUUUUGUAUCUAUCUUCACUUCGUCCUCAUCAUAAGUUUCUCUUUCCAUACCCAAUUUGAAAACGCAGAUUCAUUUUCCCUUUGCCAAAUUCCUAAUCCUGAUUUUGUAUCUAUCUCCACUUCGUCCUUCAUCAUCCGACGACGGAGAACUAGCGAAAGGCACUUUUUUAUUGAACCACCCUCUUUUUCAACAUCAAUUAAUGAAUUCUAGAUCUACUUUCUUCAAUUCGCUUAUCCUAAUUUCACAACCCAUACUCUCUUUUCCAUCAUCAAUUUUCGAAGAACACCAUUCACUCAGAAAACUCGCCGUUUGUUUUGAUUAUGUGACCUCGUCCACACAAAAUUCCUCAUCGUUUCUCAUCUUAUUGAACAUGACGAAAGUCUCGCAAACGAGCUGAGGCAAGAGCAAGGCUUGCGGUGGUCUUCAUACUCGGAAUCCGCUAUUGCGGUUGUCUUCGUCAUAGCUUUCAAUUGCAGAGGAAAGCUCGAGCAACAUGGUCGAAUUCUAAUUUUUUUAUACAUCUAGUCCUUUAAAUUUUGACUAUUCUCAAUUUGACCCCAACAAAACUUUGUAAGAUUUUGAAAUUUAAAUUAGAUCUUCCUCUCUCUUACGUUCAUACAAAUAUGUUCAAGGUGCAUUUUUAUGAUUGAAUAUCCAAAAUUAUAUGUCCACACAAAACUGUACAUAUGAAUUUAUCCAAAUAAUUCACUAUUCUAUGUUCGGGUACUACUAUCUUUUCACAUUUUUCAUAUUUUUUUUGUCCAUGUCCAUAUCUUUUUACGUCCAAACUUUUAUUAUCCAUGUCCAUACACAUUUGUUCACCAAAGUGGCUUACACAAAAUACAUGUACAUAAACACUAAACACUAAACGGUAUGCAUAAAGCACUCGUCCACAGAUACUAAGAAAUUAUGUAAGAUGAUUAUGAAUAUAAGAACUUUUCCAAGAAAACACAUCCAUGAAACUUAGUUCAUGAAACCCCAUCCACGAAAAUUUUAAAGAGAUUUUCUACAUUUUUUAUCCAUCGAUGUCCACAUCUUUUUAUGUUCACGUAUUUUUCUUACAUGUUUACAAAUUUUCAUCCACACUUCUUAUGUCCAUACAUUUCUUUUAUAUAACUGUUGAAAUAUAUAAAAUAUAUAUAUGAAAAUGGAUGUUAAAAUAUAGAGAAAAACAAAUUACAAUUUGCUGUAAUAAUUAUACUUUCUUCAAAUAUAUUAAACUCUGAAAAAAAAACAAAUAAAAACAUAGGACCUUUGCAAAAAAACAAAGAAAAAGUUGAGAAAAAUAAAAAAAAUAAAAAAAUACAAUCAUCUUAUAGUUUUUUUUAACCAAACGUGAGAGGUAGUGCUGUAAAAUCACAAGAGGUAGAAGAGGACGAUGUGUCCCUCUAGUGGGAAGUGCCUUGUCAUGAUAAAAAAGAGAAUAAUGUGUCUGAGAAGCACUCCAACAAGUAUCUUACUAGGUCAGCGAAUGACAAAAUUCUUUUUUUACAACUCAACGGACUCUGGUUCGACCCGAAGUUCAUUUUCUUAAAAGUCACCAAACGUUACGACAACAACUACACUAGCACCAAUGAUACAACGUAACAAGAACGCAGCGAAACUGUCGCGAUGCGUGAGAUUCACGUGCUCUUUAUCUAAACGUUGACUUUUUGUUUCACCGUUAUUCACCCACCUUUAAUUACUUCGCAUUUCUUGGUUACAAUUUUCCAUUAAUUUAGUCCUACUAAUAGCUUAGGAUUAGUAAUAACUAAUCACUUUAAGGCAACGUAAAAUCAAAGGAGUUUACAACUUUUUAUUCAUUACGAUGUUUAGUAAAGUUGGAAACUGAAAGACUUCAGAUAAAAUUAUAGUCACGUAAUGUUUCAGGAAAAAAUGUAAAUAAAAUACAGUUUAAUCAAAGUACAUCAAUAAUGCAUCAUCGCUUAUUUUUAUAAAUGGCUGAGUAGUUGGUUUAUAAGAAAAUAAUAACUAAUAACUAAUAAUAUUAUUACGAUCAAGAUUGGACAUUAGUUAGAAUUUUUUUCCCAGCUAUUUUUUUUUUAAAUAAGAGACAAUUAAAUCAUGAUAACUUGGUCUUGGAUACACGGACGAGCAAUGGAAAUUUAACCCAAAAUUCACAAUUCACUGCUUUAAUGCACUUGACUCUAUUCACUCUUAUUCUAUUAUUUACAUAUUUUGUAAUUUGUAAUUGUCCAAAAACAAAACUGGUAAUAAUUUUUUUAACUUGCAGGUCCCACCAGUAAGCCAAUGGUCAAAUAGCCAAGCACCCUUUCGCCACGUAGCAUAACACAGUCACGUAAGCCUUCCCUCUCUACCUUAAAACCCCAUUCACAUUGAGAAAAACAGAGAGAGGAGAAGACGCUCGGCUAUUUAUCCUGCGCACCACCACCACCACCACCAACACUAUGGGGAAAGGUCGUGCACUAAGCGAGGGAGUGAUAAAAAAGAUCCUCCUCUCCUACACCUACGUGGCAAUCCGGAUCUUCCUCAGCUUCACCGUGAUCGUCUACAACAAAUACAUCCUCGACAAGAAGCUCUACAACUGGCCUUACCCCAUCACACUCACCAUGAUCCACAUGGCCUUCUGCUCCUCCUUAGCCAUCAUCCUCAUCAAACUCUUCAAGAUCGUCGACCCCGUCUCCAUGUCACGCGACACCUACCUCAGAUCCGUCGUCCCCAUCGGCGCGCUCUACUCGCUCUCCCUCUGGCUCUCCAACUCCGCCUACAUCUACCUCUCCGUCUCCUUCAUCCAGAUGCUCAAGGCCCUCAUGCCCGUCGCCGUCUACUCCAUCGGAGUCUUGCUGAAGAAGGAAGCGUUCAAGUCUCGGACCAUGACCAACAUGCUCUCCAUCUCCUUCGGCGUCGCGGUCGCUGCCUACGGAGAAGCGAAGUUCGAUGUCUGGGGCGUCGUGCUUCAGCUCGGAGCCGUUGCUUUCGAAGCCACGAGGUUGGUUCUGAUUCAGAUCUUGCUUACUUCCAAAGGAAUCAAUCUAAACCCCAUCACUUCUCUUUAUUACGUGGCUCCUUGCUGUUUUGUUUUUCUGUCCGUGCCUUGGAUCUUUGUGGAGCUUCCGGUUCUGAGAGAGGCUUCGAGUGUCCGUUUCGAUUUUGUCGUUUUCGGGACCAACUCGGUCUGCGCGUUCGCGUUGAACCUUGCUGUGUUUCUCCUCGUUGGGAAGACUUCUGCGUUGACUAUGAAUGUCGCUGGCGUGGUGAAGGACUGGCUAUUGAUCGCUUUCUCCUGGUCUGUGAUUAAGGAUACGGUCACGCCGUUGAAUCUUUUUGGGUACGGGCUUGCGUUUUUGGGUGUUGGGUAUUAUAAUCAUUGCAAGUUGCAGGCGUUGAAGGCGAAAGAUGCUCAGAAGAAGGUUCAGGCGAGUGAUGAAGAAGCUGGGAAGCUUUUGGAUGUGAGGGAGAGUGAACGUAACGAAACUAAAGAUUGAGAUGCUGAAUCUUGAUCUGGUUCAAGAAUUGCUAUUUCAGGGAAUAAGAGCUGAAGGGUUAAAGGAUGAAUUUUUUGAAAGAGUUUUGUUUUUUUCAUAGGUAUGUUUAUUAUUAUGAUCAUUAUGGUUGUUCGUUUAAGUUAUUACAUAGUUGAUUUGAUGGUACGCAUGGGGUUUUAGAGGUUUUAUAAAUCUUUGGUAACUCGACUUGUCUUCUCUUGAGUUUAUUUAUCUUUGUUUUCUGUACUUUUACUCUUUUGUGGGUAAAAGACUUGUUGUAGUAGUAACUUCUUUAUAUUUUUGCACAUCGAAACUUCUUU